Molecule: messenger RNA, 2256 nt
Organism: Phragmites australis (common reed)
Lineage: Eukaryota; Viridiplantae; Streptophyta; Magnoliopsida; Poales; Poaceae
Exons: 4
Coding region: 1101-1865 (254 amino acids)
Source: RefSeq, a predicted model, not a curated record
AAAAGUCUGCGCCUUUACAAGAAUUCAGCUCAAGUUCGAUAGAUGCAAGCCUUAAUGAAGCUGGUUGUAGUUUAACUUACGUUUAGAUUUGAUAUCUCGUGCUUGGCUACUUCGACAGUCAUGAUUAUCAGAGAAGAAUCUAGUUGCGUUGCUGCAAAAAAAAAAUUCGAUAGGUGUUGCUGCGAAGUUAGUUACGAAAUGUUUUCAAUUCCUCAUAUUUGCGUUUUGCUCAAUCCCCAGAUUAAAUGGCAAAUGCUUAAUGCAAAUGAAAGAUAUCUCCUCACAAAGCAUAAAAGGCUGUUUAGUUCAUCAAUGUGGUAAUAGUUGUCUGAUUCACUAGACUUGGAUCUCUCUCAACUCAUAAAUGCGAUUAAAUUUACUGAUGAUAUCAGGAACACUACAACAAUUUGAUGAAGGCGCUACAAGAGAACGAUCCUUCAUGGCCAUCGCUGAUGCUGAAAGUGUUGUUGAAGACUGCAGAUAUGUUGGUGAACUGCACGAACACAAAUGCUGAGCAGCUGCUGGCGAAGGUGGAGGGGUUGGAGAACGUCCUUGAGAGGGGUGAUCGCGCCGUGGCAGAGAUUGUAGGUCUCCAGAGGACAGGUCACUCCAAGGAUCAGCGGAGUUCCCAAGCGAAAUCAGCUGGCAAGUAGUGACAGUGGUAUGCUCUUGUGUUGAUCGUGCAAAACUGGACUCUUGUCACUGAUCCUGGGUAUUGAAAAGAGUUGUAUAUCGAUCUUUUUUCCAUGAAUUCCUACAGCGUGCCUCCGCGGCUUUGCAGUCCGCUUAUGCUUUACACUGUUGGAAAAUUUGUGUGUUUAUCCUGUCAUAGAGGAACUGGGUAGACGCAGGAUUUCUAAUACAAUAUGCAAUUUUCUUCUUUGUUCAUUACUUUGGUUCCUGCUAAGAUAUGUUCAGGUCUGGAAUCAACUCAAAAUUCUGAAGCAAAAAGACCUUAAAAUGCCUGAUCGGCAUCCUUUAUGUAAUGUGAGAACUGGACUAACGUAUUCUGUGUUCAGUGAUGCUAUACUUCUGGAACAGUGCAUACUUUGUUAAGCCCUAUUUGAAUGUAGAACUUCUUUCAGACGAAGGAGUUUCAAAUGAAACAUUUAAUUCCCGUAGAGUACAGCGUACCAAAACGUCUGGGCUUUCUCCAGAAGCUUAGAGAAAUGCCGACCAGGCUAGGAAAUGCUUCUGGAAUGCAUGAAUUUGCAAGUACACACAAGCCUCCCCAGCUGAAGCAAAAUCACAACAAUAGGACUAGGCUGAAAAAACCCUCCCAUCCCUUCGCUCCCCUUUCCCGGCGUCGGAGUCGGAGAAGGCCACCGCGCGGCGAUGGACAACAACAACCUCUUUCCGGCGUGGCCGGUCGUGGGCCCGAGUGUCGCCGGCGCUGUCUUAGGCGCCGGAUGGUGGUUCUGGGUCGACGCCGUCGUCUGCAGCGCCGACACCGCCGCCGUCUCGUUCCUCCACUAACUCCCCGGUACGUGCGCCGCAUCACCCCAGCCUUCGUCCCGCCGUCUCGCCUCCUUCGCUGUGUGUGCCCCCGAAAGCUAGGGUUUUUAACCGGUCAUGGCUUGGUUAGGGUUCUUCGCCUCGUUCGCGGCGCUCAUGGUCAACUGCGUGAACCGGGAGGACAUCAGCGACAGUUACUACUCACCCUACGACGACUCCGAGUGGAGGGUGAAACUCUGGCUUUUUAUUUCAUACGUGGUGUCAUUUGUCUCAUUGGCUGGGGCAGUGGGGUUUUUGGUUCAAGAUGCACUUACAGAUACGGGACCAUCUGCCUGGACUGGCACUGCUGGUGUCCUAUAGUGUGUGUUUGUGUUAGUGAGUGGGUUGAUCUACUGGACGUGUCAGUCUGAAGACUGACUUUAAGAGAUAUGGCCAAGAAAGAUUAGGAAUGUAAAGGUGAAUAUGAUAUGAGCUUGCUGGCGGAAAUGCAAAUAUUGUCAUUGUCUAUUGUUUUGCUGCCCAAGCGGCCAAGCCUCGAAGUUUGGUAUCUCUGUAAAUAUAAUCGUAUGUCACAUUGCUUAAAUUAGUUUGAAGAUGUUGUUUUGGAGCAACAAACCUUGACGGAUGAUUAGUAAAUAUCUAUACAUUUCCCCGUUGCUCAAUUUCGCAUGGAAAGUUCAACUGUUCACGGUUUGUAACUCAUUAGUCACAUUUCAGUUAUUACCCCUUGGCAAAUCUGAGCUACGUAAACAUCAGUCCUGUAAACUUGUUAAUCCUGAUUUGUGGAACCUAUCACCUAUA